UUGAACGACAGACAAAAGAAAAUUUUGAUAAUGUUCACACCAUUAAAGCCGACAGAAGCAGAUUUUAUCGACGUGACUGUUUUAAGUACUCCUCAGCCACAAGCAACUUCAACUGUACAAAGAAAAAGCACAUUGGAAAACAAUGUUCUUGAUAGGGGUAUUGAAGAGGCUAUUUGUAAACAAUUUGUUAAAGACAAAAAUGAUAUUACACGAAAGUCUACUGACUCAUCUCUUGGAAUACUGGACAGUAUAUCUUCCUUUUUAGCUGAAGUAAGUGGAAUAGAAGAAGUAGGGAAACAAAGUGAGAGUAAAUUGGACAUAGAAUGUGCUAGAAAGCUACUUCAAAGAUGUAGUGAUAUAAAAAGUACAUCUAUUACAUAUGAUACAAACAAAGAAAACAAUACGAAUUUUCAAAAUUUAUCUAGUAAUAUCAUUCCUUCAACAUUAAUUGAUUAUGGUCAAUCCGUAUGUUCCAAUCAAAUUAAUCUUCAGAAUGAAAAUAUUUCACAUUCAGUUAAGGAUAAAGCAAAUAGUGUUGUUUUUGAGCCAAAAGAGAUCAGUGCACGUUCAUCCGGAUUAAGUAGAAGUUCAGAAAAUAAUUUAUCAUCAUUAGCUUCAAGUAAAAAUUUGAAUCAAAUGACAUUUGAUACAACAACUGCUGAAUUCAUGGCUCAAUUUAGUAAUGAAGAUUUUCGUCCAGCUUCUGAAAUGGUCAGUCAAUUGUUAGCUGAUGAAGCAUCCUGGCAACAAAGUUAUCCUUAUGCUCUUCCCACAACAGCUUCUUCUGAAAAAGAAUACUUAAACUUUUCCUGUUUUUCUGGUAUCAUGGGUGAACUAGAUUUAUCAGUAGAAUCCUGCGCUGGGCAUAAGGUAUCUGUGAGUGAAUUUUUUAGAAGAAAAUGUGGAAAUUUUGGAGAAUUAUCGGAUACUGGGGUAGAAAGGCCAAGUUUGGGUCUGUCAGUAAAUAGUCCAAAAAAAAAAGAUCAUCUUAUACCUCUAGUUGAUUCAACUUGCUCUUCUGUAACAGAAGGUAUUACUUAUUUGCAUUUAUUGAAACAAAUUUCUUGUAUAUCUAAAAGGCUAUUUCUUCUUGUAGAUUCCUCAAUUGGACCCAAUAUCGCGAAAGAUAAAACUCAAAAUAUUCCAAAUAUAACAAAAGAUGUGGAAGAGCAAAGUAUUAUGAGUUUGACCAGUAUCGCUCAAGCACUACAGGAUAUCGAUAGUGGCACACCACGAAGAUUAGUGGAUCAACUCAUCAUGGCAAAGAAAAAGAAAAAAUCCACGCAGGUGCAAGAGAAGAGUGUAGUUAGAGAUACUUACACAUUAUCGCCUUCAAGUAGAAAAUCCAUGCCUGCUACUUCAAAUAAAAAUACAGAUAAUUUUGGAAAAGAUGUGGCAUUACUAAAUCUUUCUUCAAAAUUAUCUUUAGAUAGUAAAAUCAUUAAUGAAACUGUAGAUAUUAAACAUUCUGUUCCAAGAAUGCUUUCAUUUGAUUCUAACUCAGGUACAAAAAUAAACUAUGAGGCGAUUUCUCAGGAACUUAAGAAAGAGUUAAGUAGUGGAAACUUACCAUCCUUAUAUAGUCAAGAGCUUAAGUCAUUGUUGGAAGACUCUAAAUUAACUCUUCCAAAUUAUACAGAAAACAAAAUAUCAUCUCAUACUUCGAAAAUUAACGCAAUGAUUAGUCAGGAGGAAAAGUCUGCCGGUCUUGAAGAAGAAGAAAUAGGAAAAAAAGAAAAUAUAAAAAAGGAAAAUGUUUCAUGUAAAGAUAGAUCAGAAAUUCAAAAUAUUUCAAAUUUACAAGAAUUUUAUGUUAAUAACGUUGUCAUUGGCAAAAGUACAGAAGAAUUGUGCAGUUGUAUCGUUGCUAUACCUAGAGAAAUUGAUAUUGAACUCUUAAAUAAAAGUGAUAGAUGGGUCAUUUGUGCAUUAAGCGUAAAUCAAAUUCAAGGAGAUAAGCAUAAUGUCCGACUUACACUGCCGAAAGAUGUUAUUCUUAUUAAACCAAAUGCAGAACAACAUGUUAAGAUUUCCGUAAUAGUGGUGAAAAUGUGUAAACCAAUUAUUGCAGUUUUAAACAUAACAGUGUCAGAUAUGGUAACAAGAAUUGAAUGGAUUAUGAAACAUAUUAUAUGUCUCAAACCCGAAGAAGUUGAUAUAAACGUGUCAAACCCUUCUCAAAAAAAAGAAUUAGAUUUUCAGUAUAUUGCUGAAAAUAGCAUGGCAGUCUUACCUAUUACAAUAAAAAAUAAAAAUAAUGUCGAUGUACCCAUCAAAAUUACUAUACUACAGAAUGAACCAGCAAUAUUUAGCUUAGAAAAUCCAGAAGAAUCACAAUAUAUUACUCUUAAAUCUCAAGAAGUACGCACUACAAAUGUUCGAUGCAAGGCUGUUGCGCAAAAAAAUACUGAGACACAACAACGAUCCUUACAACGUUACGCUGGCACUUUAAUAAUUCAAAACGAAAGUACUCCAGAGAACAGUAUAAUAAUCCAAGAAAUUCCUCUUAUUGUACAAGUAGGAAUUUGUAAGAUACAAACGAUUGAUACAGACUUACCUUUGGUCGUUCCUAACAAACAAAGCAAACCCUUGACCGUGAUUAAUCUCGGGACGAUACCGACGCUAAUAACAGCUUCAUUUAUCCAAGAAAUUGAAUUAACAAAAAAUUCAAAAUGUUUCUCAGUUGAACCAGAAAAUUUACUUGUGCAACCUAGGGAAACUAGAUGCUUCUUUGUUACAUACAAGCAACAAACAACGGACACUCCUAAAAUGUAUGCAAAAAUUAAAUUAACUGCUGCUGGCAAUGAUCAUUACUAUUCUGUAAUCGGAGACUCAAACACAUAUACAGAGGCAGAAAAUGAAAAUGUUCGAUGCGAUACACCUCAGUAUUUACCACCUGUUAGUUCUCCAUCGUCUCCGCAUAGCGUGGUUUCAAACAAGUCAGGCGUAUCUGGCAGAAUUUCGCCUCUUAGUUCAGUAUCUGGUUUAACUGUUACUGGCGAUAAAAUUCCUAUCAGAACAACUCACGCUGCUCUGAUAUGGAAUAGCGUGAAAACAGGAAAGUCAGAAAUUAGGGAAUUCACUAUUCGUAAUACAAGUAACAACAAAAUAAGGAUACAAGCUAUUAUAUCGGACAGUGAAAAAAAUUUUCGAUUUCUUCGAGAACGACAGCCCGUUGGUGCUAUUGUAUUAGCUCUACAAGGUUUGGAAAGUAGGAUGCUGUCAGUUCUAUUUAGUCCUCAUCAUAUUGGCGCAGCGGCUGGAAAAAUAAUAUUCAGACACUAUGAGCCAAAAAGAGAAGAGUCUGAACCUGGAUCUUCGAAAGUGCUAUUUCUAUAUGGUUAUGGGGGUUAUAGCAAAGUUGAAAUUUCAGAAGCAUUUAAAGACACAGGCGGAAAAAUGUGGUUAUCGCUUGGUAUUUUAAGGUGCGGAAGAACUCCACGUGCAAAAAUCAAAUUACAAAAUAUUGGAGAUCUGUGUUCCUAUGUUAAAAUCAAAUUAAUACCCAAAGCUGUAUAUCCUACUAUGGCAUCGAGUUGGCAAGUAAAUCCAACCGAAUUCUUGCUAAAUUCGAAAGAUGUUCAAUGGGUGACUCUGGAAUUCGAACCGCGAAAGGAAGAUCUAGCUUUACUGCAACGAUCUAAUGUCUCACAUGUUGGAACCCUGUUAAUUACCCAUGGAGAUGAACCUACGCGUUGGCGAAUUCGUAGAUUGUAUAAUAAAAUGAAAGAAACAGGCGAAUUGAGUGGAAAUGAAAAUGAAACUUUUAGGAAUAUUAUUCAACCAUUAUGUAAAACUUUUUCUGGAGAACAAUUAAUAUCGGAUAUAAAUGCUAUACGAGAUUCAGUGCAAAAUCUUGGGGACCUUUGUCAAGGGAUUCGUCAACAUGAAAUAAUGUUAACGGUGGAAGUGUGCGCCGAUGAGACUAUGUCCGUUCUUCACGAUAAUGCCGACGAAUCACAAAUGUUUUAUUCUCUUUGUAGCGACAAUAGUCAGAUAUAUGAAGGAAAUGGUGAAAGUUUCCUACCCUCAGAGACUUUUGUAGCAAAUAGUACACUUCAAAACGGCAUGAAUGCAAGCGAUUUUAUCAUUAGCCCAUCUGUUGUAAUUUUAACUCCACCGACUAGAUCAGAAGCAGUUGUAACAAUAAGAAGUCCUUGUACUGUGGCAGAACCGUUCGAAACUGCUUUAUCAAAUACGGAGUAUUUAAAAGUCGUUCCUGCGGAAGGAAUGAUACCUACUAGAAGAGAUUUUCAACUAAAAAUACACUGUAAACGAAAAAUUGAACGGAAUUUCAACGCGGUUCUUGAAAUUUAUACUGAGAACAAAAAGUUUGAUGUACAAAUAAAAGUAACAGUUAAAUGAUUGUAAAUUGAAAUUUUAGAAUUAAUUUUUUAUUGAAGUAUUUAUGAUACAGAUACUGCUAUCCUAUAGCUUUUAAUUUUUAUAUCAGCAAUAUUUUUACUAUAAAUAAAUUAAUCAAUAAAAUUUUUAUUUGUUAA
Messenger RNA from Bombus terrestris (buff-tailed bumblebee), 4502 nucleotides. RefSeq lists its product as uncharacterized. Lineage: Eukaryota; Metazoa; Arthropoda; Insecta; Hymenoptera; Apidae. The coding region runs from base 31 to 4365 and encodes 1444 amino acids. The record is from RefSeq and is a predicted model, not a curated record. The transcript is spliced from 18 exons.